Molecule: messenger RNA, 4584 nt
Organism: Knipowitschia caucasica
Lineage: Eukaryota; Metazoa; Chordata; Actinopteri; Gobiiformes; Gobiidae
Source: the annotation of a GenBank genome assembly
AUGGCUUCGGGGCACAGUGCGCGUGUGGACCCUGGGCCAUCGGGGGGCGCUGCUCUGGCCAAACCUCUGUAUCUUCAGAGGCUCGAGAGGUCGCUCAAGCUAGAUGCUUUUCUGCGCCAGACGUCCACCGUCUUCAACGCCAACGUCAGCAGUGAGGACAGCGAGGACAGCGACUCUCUGGACUCUGGACCAAACUCUGUGCUGAAACAGGAGACUUGUGACCAGAGCGACGCCUCAGAGGGAAAACCACCGCGCAACGGACUCCUUCUGCACAAAGACCAAAAGGCCGACAAAGCGAGCCUCUACAACUUCUCCAAGCUGAAGAAAAACCGCAAGUGGCUAAAGACUUUACUCCUGAGCGAUGACACCACAGACUCAGACUCUGACGACUCCGACUUCAGUUUGUCUAAAGACGAGCUGCACGACAUGUUGAGGCUUCACCGCUUCAGCCGCUCGCAUCAGAGGAAGUUCCACUGCGACCGAGAGCUCCAUCAGUAUCAGUUCUACAGCACUGGGCUCCUCUCCACUCAUGACCCGUUCUACGAGCAACAGCGCCACCUACUGGGCCCAAGGAAGAAGAAAAUCAAAGAGGAGAAAAAGUUCAAGGCCAAGCUGAAGAAAGUGAAGAGGAGGAAGAAGCGCGGCGAGGGCGAGGGUCUGGACGACGAGCGCCCCUUUGUGACUAAGAUCUUUGCUAAGUUUUCCCAUGACGCACCUCUGCCUCCGGUGAAGAAGAAGCAUCUGACUGUGGAGCAGCUAAACGCGCGCAGACGCAAAGUGUGGCUCACUAUCGCCAAGAAGGAGGUGCCCAAGACUUUCAAGCAGAAAACAUCAGCCAAAAACCUGGUCUUCACUAAUGCUAAGAAGCUGGCUCAUCAAUGCAUGCGGGAGGUGCGACGCGCGGCCAUCCAGGCCCAGAAGAACUGUAAGGAGACCCUCCCCCGAGCUCGCCGCCUCACCAAGGAGAUGAUGCUCUACUGGAAGAAGUACGACAAAGUGGAGAAGGAGCACCGCAAGCGAGCAGAGAAGGAGGCUCUAGAGCAACGCAAGCUGGAUGAGGAGAUGAGAGAGGCAAAGCGGCAGCAGCGUAAACUGAACUUCCUGAUCACGCAAACAGAGCUGUACGCACACUUCAUGAACGGGAAAGGCCCUGGAGCUGAUGGACAAGACGAGAUCCUGCAACAACUUGAGGACAGCGGCCCCCGCAGGCACAUCGACAUUGGAGGAGGAGUGGUUGUCAACAUAGGCCAGGAGGACUACGACAGUGAAUACUACAAGUCGCAGGCCCUUCGGAACGCGACAGAGGCCUUCCACAUUCACCAGGAGAGGACACGUUUGUUUGACGAUGACGCGAAGGACAGCCGCGCAGCAGCUGGGGCAUCAGGGGUAUCUGCGGUUUCAGGGGCAUCUGCGGGCUCAGGGUUCGGAGAGAGCUACAGUCUGGCCAACCCUUCCAUCCAGGCUGGAGACGACAUCCCUCAGCCCUCCAUCUUCAACGGCAAACUGAAGGCCUAUCAGCUCAAGGGCAUGAACUGGCUCGCCAACCUCUACGAACAGGGCAUUAAUGGGAUCUUGGCCGACGAGAUGGGACUGGGAAAGACUGUCCAGAGUAUUGCACUUCUGGCACAUUUAGCUGAGCGAGACAACAUCUGGGGUCCUUUCCUGAUCAUCUCUCCGGCCUCCACACUCAACAACUGGCACCAAGAGUUCUCACGAUUCGUUCCUAAAUUCAAGGUGUUGCCUUAUUGGGGAAAUCCUCACGACCGGAAAGUGAUACGAAAGUUCUGGAGUCAAAAAACGUUGUACACGCAGAACGCCCCAUUCCAUGUGGUGAUCACCAGUUAUCAGCUCGUGGUGCAGGAUGUGAAGUACUUCCAGAGGGUGAAGUGGCAGUACAUGGUGUUAGAUGAGGCCCAGGCACUGAAGAGCAGCUCCAGUGUCCGGUGGAAAAUCCUUCUGCAAUUUCAGUGCCGGAACAGACUGCUGCUCACCGGGACUCCCAUCCAGAACACUAUGGCAGAGCUCUGGGCCCUGCUGCACUUCAUCAUGCCCACAUUGUUUGAUUCCCACGAAGAGUUUAACGAGUGGUUCUCCAAAGACAUCGAGAGCCACGCUGAGAACAAGUCCACCAUCGACGAGAAUCAACUUUCCCGUUUGCACAUGAUCCUGAAGCCGUUCAUGCUGCGGAGGAUUAAAAAGGAUGUGGAAAAUGAACUCUCAGACAAGAUUGAGAUCCUGACGUACUGCCAGCUGACCACACGGCAGAGACUGCUGUACAAAGCUCUGAGGAACAAGAUCUCUAUAGAGGACCUGCUGCAGUCAUCGAUGGGCACGGCCCAGCAGUCCCACAGCACCACCUCCUCCCUCAUGAACCUGGUCAUGCAGUUCCGGAAGGUGUGUAACCAUCCGGACCUGUUUGAGCGGCAGGACACACGCUCCCCCUUCCACAUGGCGCUCAGGCCUUUUGUCAUGUCCAAGUUCAUGUUCCGCUACGGCCUCCUGCACCAGCACACGCAACACACCGACAAAAUCCUCAGAGUGCUGCUGUCUCCGUUUGCUCCUCAUCACAUCCAGCAGUCGUUAUUUCACAGAAAAGGUGAAGAUGAAGGCAGCUGCUUCUCGUUCCUGCGCUUCAUCGAUGUUUCUCCAGCAGAAAUGUCCAACCUCAUGUUACAAGGCACUUUAGCCAGAUGGUUAGCUCUUUUCCUGUCUCUCAAGUCUGCGUACCGACUCCACGUCCAGCGUCAGUUUGAGGAGACAUCAACAGGGUCCAAAGGCCCCACGUGCUUGUCCCACAGAGACCUGCUUCUGUGGAUGAACCGGCCCACCGCGUUUACAACCUCCAGCCCCGUCCUCCAGGACCUGGUCUUCACCGGCUUAUCCCCGGGGCUCAUGGGGCGCUCAGACGUCCGGAUCCAUAGCCGCUCCACAUCCCGUUUCUCCCUAAGGCCUUGUGAGCCUGCUCUGCCGCCAAAGUUCCUCCUGGUCGCCACACCCAGGGUGACGGCUGUUCCCAUGGAAAGGUACUGUAAUGACCGCAGUGCAGAGUAUGAUUGGCGGGUGACACGCGGAGGGGGCGGGGCCAUCUACAGGGACUGCUUCCUGUACGGUUCUCCCGAACUGGCAUCUGAUUGGUCUGCGAGAGCCACGUCGUUCUACCCCCAGUCCCCAGGGGGCGUGAUGGGCAUGAGCCUACGACACGGCUGGUCCUACAUCCGCAUUCCAGACAAAGAGAGCCUGAUCACAGAGAGUGGGAAGCUGCACACUCUGGACGUCCUGCUGUGUCGGCUGAAGGCCCAGGGACACCGGGUCCUGAUCUACUCCCAGAUGACCCGCAUGAUCGAUCUGCUGGAGGAGUACAUGGUGUAUCGGAAACACACGUACAUGCGGCUGGAUGGAUCCUCAAAGAUCUCCGAGCGCAGGGACAUGGUGGCCGACUUCCAAAGCAGAACGGACAUUUUUGUUUUCUUGCUGAGCACCAGAGCUGGAGGACUGGGCAUAAACCUGACCGCUGCAGACACCGUGAUCUUCUACGACAGCGACUGGAACCCCACGGUGGACCAGCAGGCCAUGGACCGCGCGCACAGACUGGGCCAGACCAAACAGGUGACCGUGUAUCGGCUCAUCUGCCAGGGCAGCAUCGAGGAGCGCAUCCUGCAACGCGCCAAGGAGAAGAGCGAGAUCCAAAGAGUGGUCAUCUCCGGAGGGAACUUCAAACCCGACACGCUCAAGCCUAAAGAGGUGGUCAGCCUGCUGCUGGAUGACGACGAGCUGGAGAAAAAGUUGCGACAGAGGCAGGACGAAAAGCGAAUGCAGGAGGAAAGCAGCAAAGUGAAAGAACGCAAGAGGAAAAGAGAGAAAUACGCCGAAAAGAAGAAGUUGGAGGAGACUGAGACAAAGAGGAAGAAGGAGGUAAACCUGGUGAUCUCCCAUGCUCCGUCUGCGGAUAACUCCAACAUGUCCGGAGACGGGGACGACUCCUUUCUCAGCGUGGACAUGGACUCCGCUCUGCCCAGCCCCUUCAGCGAGAUCUCUCUGAGCAGUGAGCUGCAGCCUGGAUCUCUGCCUCCAGACGCCGAUCAGGACGAGAGCAGCAGCGACAUGUUGGUGAUUGUGGACGAGCCACUGCCCACGCGAGCCACCAACUCCCCCUCGUCCGUGUGCGGCUCGGCCUCCGACUACAACGGUGUGUCCGGCUCAGACUUCAGUCCCAGGGGAAGGUCAAAAGGCGGUCGUGGGCGUCUCAAAGGCACAGGGGGCGGGGCAAAAACUCGCGGCAGGAAGUCGACGGCGGGGAGUGCAGCGGCGAUGGCCGGAGCAAAGGCCGGAGCCGCGGCUGCAUCUGCCGCUGCGUACGCGGCCUACGGGUUCAACGUGUCUAAAGGUGGCGCUGUUCCUGCUUCCAGCCCUCUGCAGCCAGCUCUGGGCCGCUCUGGUGCCUCUCCCGCCUUCAAUUCCUCUCCUCAGGCCAAAGGGAGCAGCAACUCUACGCCGAGCCCCCACAAGAAUCAGCUGCCCCCCCACUACCCACCGCCGCAGCAGCGUAAGACCAACAAAGCCCCCGCCGCCCCCAGCUCUCGAUGA